Lycium barbarum (goji berry) is the source of this 1982-nucleotide messenger RNA. RefSeq names its product receptor-like protein 9DC3. Bases 792 to 1982 code for a protein of 396 amino acids. Gene Ontology annotation, molecular function: protein binding. The transcript has a single exon. NCBI's taxonomy places the organism in Eukaryota, Viridiplantae, Streptophyta, Magnoliopsida, Solanales, Solanaceae. The record is from RefSeq and is a predicted model, not a curated record.
CUAGUCGAGAUUAAUUUAGGAGACAAUCAGUUGCAAGGCCAUCUUCCCAAGUCAAUUCAGAACCUUGUGAACCUAGACACGCUUGAUCUUUCAUCAAAUAAUUUUAGUGGUCAUGUGGAUGUCAGCUUCUUUUCAAAUCUGAAGCAUCUUCGAGUUCUUGAUCUUUCACAUAAUCGUAACUCAUUGACCAAUGAGAACAAAGUCAAAGUUUCUUUGCCCAAAUCUCUUGAGUACUUACGAUUGGCGGCAUGUGAAGUAAAAGAUUUGGAGUUUCUAAGAUCCGUAACGAAUAUUCAGGUGUUAGAUCUUUCAUCAAAUAAUUUUUGUGGCGAUGUGGAUGUCAGCUUCUAGACCUCAAAAAUCUUCCGUUGCAAGAUCUUUCAUAUAAUAGUAUCUCGUUGACCAAUGAGAACCAAAAUAAAUUUACUUGGCCAGAGUCUCUUGAGUUCUUACGGUUAGCCUCAUGUGAGAUGUGCAAAGUAUCUUUCACAGUUGGACCUUUCAAAUAAUAGGAUUCAAGGAAAAAUUCCAGACUGGGCAUGGUCUAACUGGAUGUUUUCAUUGCGGCGUCUUAAUUUAUCCCACAACAUGCUGGUAGGUGUGGAUUCACUUCCUUUUCAAUCUGUAGAUGUUAUUGAUUUACGGUCCAAUUUUCUUCAAGGCUCACUACCUAUUCCGCAAAAUUCCAUAAGAUACUUCUUCUAUCCGAAAGUAAUCUCACUGAGGAAAUUCCUUCAUCUAUUUGUAAUUUGACAUCAUUACAAAUCCUAGAUUUGGCGAAAAAUAAUUUGAUGGGAGAAAUUCCACAAUGUUUGGGUAAUAUCAGUAGCCUUGAGGUUUUGGAUAUGCACCAGAACAAUCUUUCUGGGACAAUUCUAACAACUUCUAGCAUUGGAAGUUCACUUAGAAGCCUCAACUUGCAUGACAAUAAGCUACCGGGGAAACUCCCACGAUCUUUGGCCAAUUGCAAAGAGUUGCAAGUUCUUGAUUUAGGAGAUAAUCACCUUAAAGACACAUUCCCCAUAGGGUUGGCAACUCUGCCGAAGCUGCGAGUUUUAAGCUUGAGAUCAAAUAAAUUGCAUGGACCAAUCAGAACAUCAAGGAUGAAGAACUUGUUUCCUGAGCUUCGAAUCUUAGAUCUCUCUUACAAUGCCUUCAUAGAAAACUUGCCGACAAGUCUCUUUCAACAGUUGAAAGCCAUGAGGACCAUUGAUCAAACAAUGAAGGCACCGACAUAUCUUGGAGAUGAGUACUACCAAGAUUCUCUAACAAUUGCAACAAAGGGACUCGAGCUUGAACUUGUCAGAAUUUUGACUAUUUACACGACCAUUGAUCUUUCAAGCAACAAAUUUGAAGGACAAAUUCCAAAUAUCACGGGAGAUCUCAUUGCACUUCGCGUGUUGAAUCUAAGUCAUAAUCGAUUGCAAGGUCAUAUACCACCAUCACUCGGAGAUUCAUCUUCAAUUGAAUCAUUGGACCUUUCAGUUAACCAGCUUUCAGGAGACAUACCAGAACAACUUGCUUCUCUUACAUAUCUUGAGUUCUUAAAUCUCUCCGACAAUCAUCUCCAAGGAUGCAUCCCUCAAGGACGUCAAUUUGCUACAUUUGAGAACAACUCAUAUGAAGGCAAUGAUGGAUUACGUGGAUUCCCUAUUUUGGAAGGUUGUGGAAGUAGCGGGAUGCCUGAGACAAACAACACGACACAUGUCCUGGAUCAAGAAAGCAAUUCUACAUUUCUAAGUGAAUUUGGGAAGGCGGUCCUUAUGGGAUAUGGGAAAGGACUUAUUAUUGGAUUCUCCAUAGCGUAUUUCAUACUUUCGAGUCGAAAUUUUAAUUGGAUUGUCGAAGAACUAGAAUACAUAAUUAUUAUGAGAAGGCGAAAGAAGCAGCGAGCCAUCAAAGGCACUACAGAAGAUGAAAUAAUUGUGUCUAGAAGAGUUAAAAUUUCAGGUAUUCAAGUUAUAUUCUACAUUGAUCUUUAG